AAUUAAAUUUCGAAAUAAAAACUGCAUUCGAGCAUACUCUCGUCUUUUUUCCCCUGUUUCAUAUUUUCUGAUACGCAGAAGAAGAAAGGCCAAACAUGGGCCGUAACAAGCUUCUGAUUCAGAAAAUUGAAAACGUCACCAACAGACAAGUCACAUUCUCCAAACGCAGAAAUGGACUUAUCAAAAAGGCUUAUGAGCUUUCCAUUCUUUGCGACAUUGAUAUUGCUCUCCUCAUGUUCUCUCCCUCGGGCCGUCUUAGCCAUUUCUCUGGCAAAAGAAGGAUCGAAGAUGUGCUUCACAGAUAUGUCAGUCUCCCGGAUCACGACAGAGGAGGCAUUAUGCAACACAGAGAGUACUUGAUCAACACACUCAACAGGCUUAAGACCGAAAAUGACAUAGCCACCCAAAUUUCCAGUCCUGUCGCUGUUAAUGCAAAUGCAGAGGAACUUCAGCAGCAGAUCAACGGUUUACAGCAACAGCUCAUGAUGGUCGAGGAGCAAUUGAGGAUAUUCGAGCCUGAUCCACUUCGAUUUACUUCCAUGGAUGAACUUGAAUCCUGCGAAAAAAAUCUUUCCAAGGCAUUAAAGCGUGUCUCUGAGCGAAAGAAAUACCUUCUGAGUAACCAUCUAUCAACUUAUGAUCCAUCAACUCUGCAGCAAAUAAACUCAGCCGUAAAGCUAAUGUUCGAGGCCCAAAAUGGAACCAAUUCAUUUGGAAACAACGCGAUGAACUGCUGGCAAGAGAUGAAUGGUAAUAAUAACGGUGGAGUUAGCGGUCACAAUCACGAAAAUAUUUUAGUAUCCCCUGACACUACUUGCAUGCCUUUGAGCAAUUCCCCGCCAGGAGUGUAUGAAUCAACGAGUACUAACAAUGGGGAGACACAGAGUGUGGGAGUGCAUCACAUAAACAAUCCAGGUGAAGAAGAAUGUCUCCAACAAUGGCAGCAUCAGUCAAGUCAUGAUUUCCUCAAUGCUCUAUUGCCUCCGCAUGACUCCUUCUCUCUCGUCAAGGACGAAUUGCUACCUAAUUCAAUGCUGACACCCUUGAUUCAGCAGCAGCCAAUCGACGAGGCUUCACCAAGUGUACAACUCCCAUCCAGCGAGGAAAGUGCAAAUUAUGAGCACAAGCUAAAGCUACCAAAGAUUAACUAGCAUGGAUUAAUAUGUAAUGUUCCAUUUCCUCUAGAAAUUGACUUCAAACACAUUGUAGGUUGAUAAUGGUCAUUUUGUAUGGGUGCUUAAACCACAGAUUGUUGUUAGCUAUUGUACUAAUCGAAACUACAGUUACUACUUAUCAAUAUUUGUAUAUAUAUUAAUGUAUUAAU
Daucus carota subsp. sativus is the source of this 1324-nucleotide messenger RNA. Its product is annotated as agamous-like MADS-box protein AGL66. Lineage: Eukaryota; Viridiplantae; Streptophyta; Magnoliopsida; Apiales; Apiaceae. The record is from RefSeq and is a predicted model, not a curated record. Gene Ontology annotation, molecular function: protein dimerization activity; DNA-binding transcription factor activity, RNA polymerase II-specific; RNA polymerase II cis-regulatory region sequence-specific DNA binding. Gene Ontology annotation, biological process: positive regulation of transcription by RNA polymerase II. Bases 96 to 1151 code for a protein of 351 amino acids. Gene Ontology annotation, cellular component: nucleus. The transcript is spliced from 11 exons.